Molecule: messenger RNA, 2978 nt
Organism: Hyla sarda
Lineage: Eukaryota; Metazoa; Chordata; Amphibia; Anura; Hylidae
Exons: 2
Coding region: 207-2927 (906 amino acids)
Source: RefSeq, a predicted model, not a curated record
GUUGGCAGAGAUCUUGAGCAUAUUGCGAGUUAUGCGUUGUAGCAACUGGAUUUUUGAUCCUUAAUCCCUUGGGGAUGAGUCUUCUUUUCUUACAGUGAGACAAGAAGUAUAUAUCACUGUGAAGCUGUAUUACAAGAUACUGCAACUACCGAUGAUUUUGCUUUUUGCAUCACUGGACUAAUACGGCUACUCCUAACUAAUCUACUAUGGAAGAUACCGCAUACAGCCGCUUAACAACGAAAAUCUUCAAGCUCACCAGAAAGGAAACACAGCUUCACAGUGAUAUAUACUUCUUGUCUCACUGUAAGAAAAGAAGACUCAUCCCCAAGGGAUUAAGGAUCAAAAAUCCAGUUGCUACAACGCAUAACUCGCAAUAUGCUCAAGAUCUCUGCCAACGCACCAGCGAAAAACUUAGGAACCAUCUUAUCCACCUUCUAUACAGGAAAAUACAAGACAUUCAAAAUACAAAAACAUCCCUACUUCAGUUUUUACAAGAACAGGAUCAACACAUGGCCAAACAAGUGGGAAUGGAUAUGCAAAACUUCCACAACCACCAAAUAAGAGAUCUUUUCAUGAAGAAAAAUAAGAAACUGGGCAAACUCUCCCAAAAUUUCUACAAGCACCAAACAGAGAGGAAUAUUAGGAUCACUGCAAACAAUAGAAGGACUGAAACAACCAAUGGUCCCACAACUACGCCUGACAUCAAUACAGACAACUCUGGAAUUAUAAACAUUUCAGAUUAUGAACUUUCCAAGCCUGAGAGAUCUGUUCUCUCUAAAGGACUCUCAUUCUGUCCAAGCACCAAACUAGAUGACAUUAAACUAUACUCAGACUUGGAAGAAUUCUUUAGAAGACUACGACUUAAAGAAUUCUUUCAUGACAAAGGGAACACAACCACUACCACCUUGGAUUACAACAUCAAGAAAAAGAAUUCCCACUUCACCCCAGCACCAGGACGUAACAGCAAACUGGACAGCUACAUUGCAAGCUUCAGACUAAGAACAGCAUCCUUAGUCACUAAACACCACCAUAAAACCUACUACAACCUCUCAGUAUUGGAAAGAGAGGCCAUCAAAAACUUAAGAAACAAUCAAGCCAUCACAAUCAAACCAGCAGACAAGGGAGGAGCAGUAGUGAUCAUGAACACCCAGGACUACAUCAAAGAGGGAAACCGACAAUUGUCAGACACUACAUACUACAAGAAACUGACAGAAGACCCCACCAAAGAAUUCACCAUGGAACUAAGAAAAUUGAUUCAAUCCUUCCCAAAGGACUCACAAAAAGGAUUAGAGACACUCAUACCCACCGAUCCCAAAACAGGGACAUUCUACAUGCUCCCAAAAAUCCACAAAUCUGGAAACCCUGGCAGACCAAUAAUAACAGGUAUGGACACACUAACUGAACAGAUAUCUGGUUUGAUAGAAAACACACUAAAACCCUUUGUUACACGCACCAGCAGCUUCAUACAGGACACCACUGACUUUCUUAACAAACUGAGUCAGAUUACGAACUUGCCUGCCAACUCCAUAUUGGUAACAAUGGACGUAGAAUCUCUGUAUAGUAACAUCCCACACAGAGAUGGAAUUGAGGCCUGCUCACUCUUCCUCUCCUCCCAGACUCACAACCAGAAAUACAGCCCUCAGAUCAUCACCAAACUUAUAGAAUUCAUUCUCACACACAACUACUUCAGCUUCAACAAUGAAAUAUACCUACAGACGAUGGGAACUGCUAUGGGGACCAAGAUGGCACCACAAUAUGCCAAUCUGUUCAUGGCUGACCUUGAAGAGCGAUUCCUGAAUACCCAAAUUCACAAACCCUACAGAUACUACAGAUACAUUGAUGAUAUUUUCAUUGUUUGGACUGAAGGAGAGGAUAAACUCAAACAAUUUCAUGAUGCCUUCAACACAUUUAAUCCAUCCAUCAAACUCAAAAUGGACUUCUCUACAGAAAGUGUAAACUUUCUGGACACCACUGUAACUAUAAACAAGGACACAAUACAGACAUCUGUAUACAGAAAGCCCACAGACCGAUCCAGCUAUCUACACAAUUCAAGUUCCCAUCCGUCCCACACCAAGAAAGGCAUAAUAUACAGCCAAGCCAUCAGGUACCACCGCAUCUGCUCCAACCCUGAUGACAGAGACACACAUCUACAAACGCUAGCUGAGAAAUUUAAACAAAAAGGUUACAAACCAAGGACCAUCCAUAAGAAAAUCCACUCUGCUCUUCAAACACCACGUGAACACCUGCUGCAAUACAGAGAGAAACAAACCUCAUCACGCAUACCACUGGUAGCCACAUACAAUCCCACCCUUGAGGAAAUACGCAAAAUCAUCAAAGACCUGCAGCCAAUACUAGCAGAAGAUGAGGUGUUAAAGCAAAUCUUUCCUGAACCACCCAUCUUGGCCUUCAGACAACCACCCAACUUAAAACAAAAACUGGUCAAUAGGAAACUACCCACAGACACAUCAGAUACAGACAAUGGGACCAAACCCUGCGCCAAACCGCGCUGUAAACUCUGUCAACACAUCUGCACAAAUUCUGAGGCCUCCCACAACAACAAGGCAUACAACAUCAAGGGGCAAUACUCCUGCACCACAGAGAAUGUAGUCUACAUGAUACAAUGCACCAAGUGUGACCUGGGAUGUUACAUUGGUGAGACCAGUCAGCCACUCAACAAAAGGAUGAACCUCCACAGAUCGUCCAUCAACAACCAUAGAGAAAAGGACUAUUGCACCCCAGUUGGACACCACUUCACUCAAACAGGUCACUCCCUACAGGACCUCAAAAUCAAGAUCCUGAAAGGAAACUUCAAGAACACCCAGGAAAGAAAGACAUUUGAAGCCAAAAUGAUAGUUCUUUAUGACUCCAAGAACAGAGGACUUAAUGUGGAUUUAAGCUUCUUAUCCCAUUAUCAAAAUUUCCUAUAACCUUUGCUAAACUCUCUACUCUCUCCCUGCUCUAACACCAUCACACCCCUG